Durusdinium trenchii is the source of this 1196-nucleotide messenger RNA. The record is from the annotation of a GenBank genome assembly. NCBI's taxonomy places the organism in Eukaryota, Dinophyceae, Suessiales, Symbiodiniaceae.
CUUCUGUGGGACCCACCAUCCGGCUGGAUCUCCGACAGCGGGGAGAACUGUCCAGCUGAUGACAACCAACUCUGGAUUUUUGGGGGUGAACAUGAGUGAACAUGCCCUGUUUUUUGCCAGAGAAGUUCAAGGGGUUGGUGUUCCUGUUUUGUGCAAUUGUGUUUGAUUGAUUUUGAAGAGAUCCCCCAUUUUUGCCAGGUGACCGGUCGGUGAAGAGCUGAUUUGUGAUGUGAAGUUCAUGCAAGUGCACAGCUGACCAUCUUCCGAAUGUUGGAGCCGCAAAUGCUUGAGACGAACAUGGCUGAUGUCACUUGCUGAAGAAGCCAAUUUCAUGCUAUGAAACGCCCAACGGCCCCCAACGAGCCUCCAUGGACACUCUUUGACCUAGACGCUGUGGACCGUCACCCGCGGAACCCGCAGGUUUGCGUUAUUUGCUUCCUUUACAUUAAGAGCCGGUGGAGUUGGAUGGCACCUUUUUUAAUCCUUGUUUGAGUCUUGAGGCACAUCCAUAUCUUGGAAUUGAAACCGUGUCCCCACCAAUAUUAUUUGAAUUUAUUUGCUAUACACUGGUCCAUUUAGGGCACCCCUAGACUUGUUGGGUCUCAAAAACCGUUAGUUUCGGUCGCUACUCCCAUAGGUGACCUUUCGCAGCGUUUGACCGCUCAAGAGUCGUGCGCAGAAUUGACACCGCACCGCACGGGCAAAAAACCAUGGGCGACACCGAUGUGAAGUUGACGACCGUGAGCAAGGGCGGCGCCAAGCUGGGCACGGUGAUCCCUUCGGAAGCCAUGUCUAAGAGCGAUGGCAAGGCGGCCAUUGUUGGAAAGUGGAAGAUUACUGGGGUCGCCGAGCCCAUUGACCUCCAAGUCAGUGGUUCCAGCGUGACCUCUGUCCAGAAGCCCUUUGGGAACGAGCCGUUGAUGGCAGAGAUCGAGGAGAGUGAGGAGAAGUUUGGGCUGCACGUGACGAUGGGCGGAUUCCCAAUGAAGGCAUGGCUGAAGAAGGAGGGCAAUGAGACUGUGCUGGCUUUCUCGAAUGGCGGACGCUGGGCGAAGUUGUGAGAAUGCAACUAUGUGGAGAACACGUGAGGGGUACGUUUCGUUUCUUUUUCUCCCCAGCGCUUUUGAUUGCUGUACAGACAGGUGUCAUGUUAUUAUCCUGAAGUAGCCAUGUCUAGAGUCAUGACGGUGAAGGAG